AUGGCACGCUCCAGCACCUCUCCAUUAUUUGCAUUCCUCCUUGCAUUGGCUCUGGUCUCUACCCCCUACGGCGCAGAGGGCGUGAUCACGCUGCCGGAAGUCAUGACGUUGCUCUACCGAUGCUUAGGCUAUUACUCCGGCUCUGGAAACCUGACAGAAGAGUGCUGCAACGGUAUCAGGGGAUUCACAUCAUUUCUGAAGAACCCCGCUGAACGCGAGGAGGGCUCUAAUUUUUAUGCCAAGCAUAUAGCUCCUCUUAUUGACACCGUCGACGAAAGCCUGAUAACAAAAGUCAGUGAGACUUGUGGUGUCAACCUUCCAUUUCCCCGUGGCUCGCCUAUUAACUGCUCCAUGCAUUCUUUACAAAGCUAUGCAGAUGAGCUAUGGACUGAUCCCUGUAUGGAAUUAUGGCGCCCUGGAUGA
This is a messenger RNA of Asparagus officinalis (garden asparagus), 423 nucleotides long. RefSeq names its product non-specific lipid-transfer protein 1-like. Gene Ontology annotation, molecular function: lipid binding. Gene Ontology annotation, biological process: lipid transport. The record is from RefSeq and is a predicted model, not a curated record. Gene Ontology annotation, cellular component: membrane. The coding region runs from base 1 to 423 and encodes 140 amino acids. The transcript is spliced from 3 exons. NCBI's taxonomy places the organism in Eukaryota, Viridiplantae, Streptophyta, Magnoliopsida, Asparagales, Asparagaceae.